AUGGAGAGUUUUUCGAUAGCUGGUGCAUAUUGUGGAUUCACAAACAAGGAAACUCGUUAUUAUAAAGGGAGCUUUUCUUAUUGGUGUGGGUCAAAAGGAGGAAAGUGGUGGGAGGGACACAGGAAUGGGACAACAUGCUCUGGGUGCGGUGGUAAUUGCACAGCGGAGUGGAACAAUUAUGCGUAUGGGUUCACCUUCAGGAGGAGUGUGUCAGAAAUAUUGUGGAAUAAUGGGACUGCUAAGGCACUGCCCCCAGGUAUCUUCCUGAUUUGUGCCGAUAGGGCAUGGCAAGGUGUACCAGCUAAUCCUCUAGGAGGUCCAUGUUACUUGGGGAAGUUAACGAUGUUUGCUCCAAAUCAUACGGGUUGGCUUAAUAUAUCUCGUUUUCUACAUCCUCGUAGGUGUCACCGCGAUGUGAGUCCGGGACCUGAGUGUAACGAUGAUGUUAAGUUGUGGAGUGUCACAGCACAUAUCUUCGCGUCGAUUUUUGCGCCAGGAGUCUCAGCAGCGGCGGCUUUGACCCAAAUAGAAAGAUUGGCAUGUUGGUCUGCAAAACAGGCCAAUACAACCACGCUUGUGUUAAAUGCUAUGCUUGAAGAUCUUAAUAGUGUCCGCCAUGCACUGCUACAGAAUAGAGCAGCUAUUGACUUCUUGCUGUUGGCUCAAGGACAUGGGUGUGAGGAUGUCGAAGGAAUGUGCUGCUUUAACCUCAGUGGUCACAGGAUGUCGAUUCAUAAACAACUACGAUGGAUGCAAGAACAUACACAGAAGAUUAAAGAAGAGAGUGAUCCCUUUGGGAAUUGGCUGAACAGACUGUUUAGGGGAGUGGGUUCAUGGUUAAAGCAAUUGCUUAAGGUUUUUGUGAUAGGGCUUGCAAUCUUUGUAUGUAUUCUGAUCUGUCUUCCAUGCUUUGUAGGAUGCUUGCAGAACUCCUUGCAAUGAAUGAUGGAAAAGACUUUUGACCAUCGGAUUGAGUAUCACAGACUGUGUGAAAGGUUGUAGAAGGGUGUAGGUUGUUGCGUUCGUGCUGCAACGGGGCAAGGCUUGGCCGAGCGCGGGGAGUCAGGUUAUGAGGGCAAAGGACUCCCUGUUGCUCUGAUGUUUUCUUAAAGGAUUGCAGUAAAAGAGUAGUAGAAAUAGUUUGCUGAAAUGUAUUUAGGAUUAGAUGCUUUGCAUUGCUUCGCGAUGUACGGGUUAGACGUAUGUAAGUAGUAUUUAGCUUAGGGAGGGGGAGAUGUUGUAGUAGGCGUUUUGCGGGGUUACGGGAUGUACAGGACAGGCUUCUCCCUAAGCAUAGUGAGACGGUGCUAUUGUGCUCUAACAGACUGACCUUGCUGCCGAGAAAACAAGAAAGAGGAAGGAUGUGAAGGAAUGAGGAAGCAACUAAAUAAGGCACGAUGUUAUCCAGUGCGAACCAAUCAGGGCAGAACAUGACGGCACAGUUGCUUAAGUUAAAAUAUAUAAGCUGUGCAUAGUAGUGAAUAAAUACCAUUUUACUGCUCAUCAUAUUGGUGUACGUUUGCAGUCAUUUGGCCCUGACCAGGUAGUUGGCCAGUACGUGCUAGGGCUAACACAGGAUGCUAACAUCACAGUUGCUGAAGGCAACACCUGUGUACCUCAGGCAUUAAUGUAGGUUGCACUUUGAGGCCAGACCUUAAGAAAUAAUAUUUUGCAACAUCUAGAGGUGCGGUGCUCCCAGUCCCUCAUCCAGAAAGCAAAAGUGGUUAAUAUCCAUUCAAGCCUGUUUAGUUCCUUUCUUUUGAAGCAUAUUUUUAAUAUAAUGAAGCUUCUCAUUCUGCAGAGCAGGUAGGGAGUGAUUCAAUAUAUAAAUUCUUUUGAGACCUAAAUUGCUUUAUUGACAAAUACCAAUGGCCAAUUGAAAUGUCCUUGGGGAUCUCUACCAUUUUCUCUUGUAUGUUAUGAGGAUUUAGGAUUUUGUUUGUGUGUUCUCACCCCAAGUGGAAUAGUAGAAUGCACAACAAAGUGAGCUCGACAGGGGCAGCUACCCCAUGAGGAACAUAUGACUAUUCCUUAAACAGACAGCACCCUAUUAGAUAUUUAUUUUACAGUUUUUCUUUACAGUGACAGUGGAGUACUUCUCCCCAGUACAUAAUUUUCAUGUCAUCUAUUUGAUAUGUAAUACAGUUUCUCGGGAUUGCUAAUAUUCAGUUGAUUAAUUAAAGAGAUAUCACUGAAAAGAACCUUCUUUUCUCUAUGACCUGGCAACUGACUGCUAGAAGGAAAGAAAUGUGUGGCUUGAAUGUGAAAAUUACCAACUGAAAAGUUUUAUGCAAUUGCCUUGACAGAAUUAUAUGAAGGUAAUCCCUCAAGCAAGUGUUACUUUUCUUGCUGUUCCCCAAUCUUAUCUAUUACUCUUUUAAAAAAUUGUUUUUUCUAUUUUUUUAUUCUUUUUUACUGUUGCACCCAGAGGCUGCACCAAGAUUGAAGGCUGUUGCAUUAACAAGGCGAAAACAAAUCCUACAAUGUCCAAAUCAGACAGGCUAUUUUGAUGAACAAUUGCAUUUCUCAUUUGAAAUAGAACAGAGUAGGCCAGACAAAGAUCUUACCACUUCUUCUCCUUAUUUUCUUUAAAAUUUCUUCCUCACAGUUAUUAAUUAGAAGCAAUUUCAAAGCUUGAGAUGGAGUGUCUAUUAUUUUUAUUUUUCACUUCCAACCAGCUUAAAUAGAAAAGUUCAAAUAAAAGUUUAUAAGCUGCUUGUUAAGACUUGGCCUGUAGUGCUUACAGUGCCAGAUGUUUAAAAACCAUUUGGAUGUGGUGCUCAGGGACAUGAUUUAGUGAAGGGUUGUUAGAGUUAGGGUGGUAUGGUUAGGUUGUGGUUGGACUUGAUGAUCUUUAGGGUCUUUUCCAACCUGAGCAGUUCUAUGAUUCUGUGAUUCUAUGUCGCUAUGAGACACUUGUUCUUCCAUUCUCUCCUCCUCAUGAGUGUAGAAGAGGAAUGUAAUAAUUCAGAACUGACCCCAGGUCCAUCUUUUUAGACAUACUAUAUAUGAGACUAUUAUUGCAAUGGCUUAGGAUUUUGCAGUAUUUAAUAAAUCUGAGCUCAAAACUCCCCAGAGGUUUAGAGUAGUAAUUCUUAAUAAUGUUCCACAGUUUCCCAUACUGUCAUCCCAAAUUCUGUUAAAAUCUUCAAAUUAAAACUUGAGGACUGAUAACAAAAUAUUCCUCUUUUCCAAAUAUUAGUACUGAAAAGGAAUUUCCAAAUAUGAAUAACAAAACAUUGAAUAAAAAAUACAAAUUCUCCAAAGGAAUGUGGGCAGAUGUGGAUGCAAGCUUUAUAUGCCACAUGAUAGAGUAUCCAGCUCUCAGUCUUAAGUCCAUGUUUUUACACAGUUACAUUUUUUAAUCUAUAAGAUAGUCUCACGAUGUUUGGGAAAAGCUCCUUACAGUAGUGAAUAUGGGCAUGAUGGCUUUUAGGUAGAUUUUUGAGCCUGUCUGUCUGAGGGCCAGGAAUGAAAAAAAGUCUGUCUGAGGGCCAGGAAUGAAAAAAGAUAUAACUGUAAAGCCUGAUUAACGUGGCCAAAAUGAGAUGUGACUAGGCAGAGAUGGGAUAAAACCACAGUGAUAUCAUAGGAAGAGGUGUGUGAACCAGGGAAAUGGAGCCAAUGAGAAUGAAUGAAUAGGAGUGGUUCAGUAGGAGCUUUGUCAGUUGGUGAGGAUGGAUUCUGCUGAAUUUUGGAUCAGUACCAUAAGAGCAGGAAAAGGGGAGAGUAUGAAAGAACAAUUAAAGAGAUAAGAAGUCGAUUAAGGAGAACUAGAAACAUUAAAAGUUAUAUCCUUCUUAUUUUCUCAGAGUGUAUCUGCUAUAAAAUAUUUCAAUUUACCAUUUGAAAAGAGAAUAUGGUAGAUUAUAAUUCUGUUUCUAUGCAUUCUGCUUCCAAAAAAGUUUCCUUUAAUUGAGCACCAAAGAUACUUAACAAAAUAAAAUUAACUUAAUGUUGUGCUA
Messenger RNA from Gallus gallus (chicken), 3965 nucleotides. Its product is annotated as envelope glycoprotein gp95-like. The transcript has a single exon. Lineage: Eukaryota; Metazoa; Chordata; Aves; Galliformes; Phasianidae. Bases 1 to 942 code for a protein of 313 amino acids. The record is from RefSeq and is a predicted model, not a curated record.